AUGAUAUCUACAACUGCACCCAAAUUGAAAGUACUCAUCCUAGGAGCCGGCAUUGCGGGGCCAUGUCUCGCGUAUUGGCUCUGUAGGACUCGUCUCAAUACGUCGAUCAAAGUGAUCGAAAAAUCACCUGUUCCGAGAGCCAAUGGGCAAGCCAUCGAUAUUCAUGGUGCUGCCGUUGAAAUUACCAAGAAAAUGAAAUUGGAAGAAGAGAUUCGCGCUCGGUCUACUACUGAAAAGGGUACGAUGAUGUUGAGUUCAUUUGGGAAACCAAUUGCAACGUUUCCUGCUGGUGAUAACUUUUACUUCGGAUUACGAGAUUUUGAGGGCAGAUUUAUCAGAGCUCUUUUGGAGGCUUUGCGGAAGUUUGAGAAUGUGGAAUAUGUGUACGGUGAUUUUGUCAAAACUGUAGAACAGAAGGAGGGUGGUGUUGAUGUGACAUUCAAUGGGGGCUCAGAAGACACAUUUGAUUUAGUUGUUGGUGCAGAUGGGGCCACUUCGAAGAUUGAUGGUGCUUAUAUACUUGCCGGAGAAGUAUCGAAGAUACAAAGUAGCCAUGAUAUUCCAAAGGCGUUGCAGAGAUACGAGGAAGUAUUUCGACCGGUUUAUAAGAAGAUGGGGAAUCUUCCUUGGGGGUUUCAUCAGAUUGCUAUGCCGCAAACUAGAUGGGGUAUGCGGGUUAGAGACUCGAUUAUUUGGUUUGUGGGUAAGACGAAGAUUCAUAGGCUUCUUUCGAAUGAUCAGGGGGGUCUGAUCAUGAGUUACCGGUGUAUAAAUGGGUAG
Sclerotinia borealis F-4128 is the source of this 780-nucleotide messenger RNA. The record is from the annotation of a GenBank genome assembly. Lineage: Eukaryota; Fungi; Ascomycota; Leotiomycetes; Helotiales; Sclerotiniaceae.